Molecule: messenger RNA, 1036 nt
Organism: Lytechinus variegatus (green sea urchin)
Lineage: Eukaryota; Metazoa; Echinodermata; Echinoidea; Temnopleuroida; Toxopneustidae
Product: acetylcholinesterase-like
Exons: 6
Coding region: 176-1036 (286 amino acids)
Source: RefSeq, a predicted model, not a curated record
GGUAUCAAGGUCAUGUUAUUAUUAUUUCAACAGCGAACGUGCAAGUCGAUACUCCUUUUGAAUAGGAAGUCGUACCUCGUCCUGAAACGCGAGGGCCUAAUGCGUCACGAUAGGCCUAUUAUAUGCCUAACUACUUUCUCAAAAACAUAAAGCAGAAUUGCAGAUAAUAUACAAGAUGAAGAGGUCUACUUUGAUUAUCUUAGCUUUGUUCUCAUUGAACACGUCUGCCAAGCCCGUUGUGAGACUACAUGAAGGAUUAAUAAAGGGAAAGACAGACUUAUUCGACGAGCGCAAUAUCAGUCAACUCGUCGAUGUUUUUCUGGGGGUUCCAUUUGCCGAACCGCCCAUACGUUUUGGUGCACCGGUCCCUAAGACUCCAUGGAGCGGCGUCCUGGACACCACAUCCUUCAAACCAGCUUGUAUGCAAACACGAAGGAAUGUAUUUCCCAAUGUAGAUGAAGAUUGUCUCUACUUGAAUGUGUAUUCCCCAAACCCCAAGCCCAGCCAGGCUGCAGUACUUGUUUAUAUACACGGUGGGACGUUCAGAACAGGUACAGCAAUGAGAACCCACUCUUAUGGGGUUCCAUUGGUUGCCGUCGGGAAUGUUAUUCUGAUCUCCAUCAAUUACAGACUUGGGAUAUUCUCAAGAUUUUCAACAGGAACCGAUGAUGCACGUGGUAGCUAUGGAAUGCUAGAUCAGGUAGAAGCGUUGCGAUGGAUACAACGGAAUAUUGAAGCUUUUGGAGGAGACGGCGAUAAGGUGACACUGAUGGGUUUCAGUGCUGGCGCUGGGAGUGUUAACUUUCAUUUGCUCUCCAGGUUGAGCCGAGGUCUUUUCAGUCAAGCAAUAAUGCAGAGUGGUAACGCUUUCUCUCCGUGGGCAUUCAAGAAUGUUAGACCAGAGGAGGAUCGCAAGAAAGCAGAGCAACUUGGCCUUUCAAUGGGAUGCCCAACGACUUCUAUACCUGAUAUGAUUGAAUGUUUGAGAACAUCAAAUGCUACUAAUCUCACGACAACAGCAAAUAUGGUAUUCUAA